Penicillium pulvis is the source of this 879-nucleotide messenger RNA. RefSeq lists its product as uncharacterized. Bases 1 to 879 code for a protein of 292 amino acids. The record is from RefSeq and is a predicted model, not a curated record. Gene Ontology annotation, molecular function: sequence-specific DNA binding; zinc ion binding. The transcript has 3 exons. Lineage: Eukaryota; Fungi; Ascomycota; Eurotiomycetes; Eurotiales; Aspergillaceae. Gene Ontology annotation, biological process: regulation of DNA-templated transcription.
AUGCUUCAGAGCCAACUUCAGAAUCAAGUUCAGGCGGAGUACAAGUGCGUACUGGCACAAAGAUACGAAGAAGAGUUCCGCCAGAUUUCAAACACAAUUCUCGAGAAAGUCACCUACAAAUGGGUAAAGGUGUUCCAUCCAUCGGAAAAGUUCACGAGAUCACGACCUCAAUGGUGGCCCGUAUGGAUUCAAUAUGAGCCCCCCCGCAAAAUGCCCAAGGCUUCCAAGAUCAUUCUGCUUUGUCACAUUGUUCGUAAUCUAGUUGAUGAAGAGUCGGAUCUUGAAGAUCUGCGCAAUGCGAUGAAACAAAUCGGCGCUCUUGAGCCAUUGGAAGGGUGUCGGGAUAUCUUAAAUGAACAGCCGCAACCAUCGCGCAAGCGAAAGCGACUCGGUCGGAUGUGCGCCCUGUGUCGGGUGACAGAGUCACCGGAAUGGAGAAAAGGACCUGAGGGCAAGCGGAACCUCUGCAACAGGUGCGGUCUUCGGUGGAGCAAGUCAUCGCGGCAAGAAGGGAUCAGGGUGAAUGUUAUCAUCGCGAAUCAGGAUCAUCUUUCCAAAACUCACCACCCAAUCCCCAAUAUAAGCGCAUCAUCUGUCUUGCCAGACGUGACGACAACACAUUGUAUGCAGAGAGAAAACUCUGAAAGCCGUGUCGGGGUCUGUGAACAAACGCCGAACGGGUAUCCUGAAUGGGAGAUCAAGAACGUUGGUAUCAGUGCGGUAGACUUCGCUGCAUACUCGUCCACAUCAGAUGUCCAGGUCAGCUUGGUGAGGCAAAUCAUACCUCUGGGCUCCCCUUCGUCCCUGCACUGGACAGACUUUACAUGUGACUUUUCAAUCGACUGGCAGUUCUAUUCCCAAGCGGGCGAGCCGCUGUAA